CAUUCCCAUUCGCCAAUUAGUGGCCGGCGCGAGCGUGUCGCGUGUACGGAGAAUAAAUUCGAGAUUCCGGUAUUUUUCCGAGCGGGAAAAACAUUCUCACAGAUCGAAGUGAUCGCGCUCACUUGAUUAUUGAAUUCCAAGCUUACUUCUUCGUCCUUCCAAGAUGGCUACGCGCGGAGCGAAUGUGAUCUGGUUCCGGCACGGACUGCGCCUGCACGACAAUCCCGCCUUGGUGGCCGCCCUCGGGGACAAGGAUCAGGGCAUAGCCCUGAUUCCCGUCUUCAUCUUUGAUGGGGAGAGCGCAGGCACAAAGUGCGUUGGCUACAACCGUAUGCGCUUCCUGCUGGACUCCCUGCAGGACAUUGAUGAUCAGAUUCAGGCAGCAACCGAGGGAAGGGGACGCCUCCAUGUCUUCGAGGGCGAACCGGUGAAUAUAUUCCGUCGGCUGAACGAACAGGUGCGUCUGCACAGGAUUUGCAUUGAGCAGGACUGCGAGCCGAUAUGGAGCGAUAGAGACGACUCCGUCCGGUCGCUGUGCCGUGAGCUGGGCAUUGACUUCGUGGAGAAGGUUUCGCACACCCUGUGGGAUCCGCGCACGGUGAUUGACACGAAUGGAGGUAUUCCACCCCUUACGUACCAAAUGUUCCUUCACACGGUCCAGAUAAUUGGCCUACCGCCGCGUCCUGCUGCCGAUGUCCACCUCGAAGAUGUCAGCUUCGUCGAGCUGGCCCCAGAAAUGCGCCGCAAUCUGGGCUACUUCGAGCAGAUGCCCAAUCCGGAGCACUUUAACGUUUACGGCGAUAACAUGGGUUUCCUGGCCAAAAUCAACUGGCGCGGCGGCGAAACACAGGCCCUCCUGCUGCUGGAGGAGCGGCUAAAGGUGGAGCAGCACGCGUUCGAGCGUGGCUUUUACCUGCCCAACCAGGCUCUGCCUAACAUCCAUGACACACCAAAGUCGAUGAGCGCCCACUUGCGCUUCGGCUGUCUGUCUGUGCGUCGCUUCUAUUGGAGCGUUCAUGAUCUCUUCAAGAACGUCCAGUUGCGAGCCUGUGUGCGCGGCGUGCAAAUGACCGGCGGGGCUCACAUUACGGGACAACUGAUCUGGCGGGAGUACUUCUACACGAUGUCGGUGAACAACCCGAACUACGACCGCAUGGAGGGCAACGAGAUCUGCCUGAGCAUCCCGUGGGCCAAGCCGGACGAGGAUCUCCUCCAGCGCUGGCGCCUGGGCCAGACUGGCUUCCCGCUGAUCGAUGCCGCAAUGCGGCAGCUCUUGGCGGAGGGAUGGCUGCAUCACACGCUACGCAACACGGUGGCCACCUUCCUGACCCGCGGCGGCUUGUGGCAGAGCUGGGAGCACGGCCUGCAGCACUUCCUCAAGUAUCUGCUGGACGCCGACUGGUCGGUCUGUGCCGGCAACUGGAUGUGGGUGUCCAGCUCGGCCUUUGAGAGGCUACUGGAUUCCUCGCUGGUCACCUGUCCCGUGGCCCUGGCCAAGCGUCUUGACCCGGAGGGGGCCUACAUCAAGCAGUACGUGCCUGAGUUGCUGGGCGUGCCCAAGGAAUUUGUGCACGAACCGUGGCGAAUGACUGCGGAGCAGCAGGAACAGUACGAGUGCCUGAUCGGCGUCCACUAUCCGGAGCGCAUCAUCGAUCUCUCCAAGGCAGUAAAGCGCAACAUGCUGGCCAUGACGGCGCUCCGCAACUCGCUGAUAACGCCGCCACCGCAUUGCCGGCCCUCCAACGAGGAGGAAGUGCGUCAGUUCUUCUGGCUGGCCGACCAGACGGUGUAGGGCGGAGCAGACCUUGUCCCCUUAAUACCCUUUCUGCACACACACAAAUAAAGGGACUUUUCGAGGCCGCUCGUAUAUUAUAUAUCAUUAAUAAUGCUUUAUUUCUUCAAUUAAAAUAAUUACUACAAUACAAUUAGUGUUUGUUUUCAUUUGGUUUCGAUUUAUUUUUAACAGCUCGUAACGUGUUACUCAUAUAUCAAUUGUAUUCAGCUUACUGUAAAAAUCGUUUAUGGUGUAUAUAUAUAUAAUUAUUAUUAUCAUUUGUAUUACGUUAUCAAAUUAUACGUUAAUCAACAGCA
Molecule: messenger RNA, 2091 nt
Organism: Drosophila kikkawai
Lineage: Eukaryota; Metazoa; Arthropoda; Insecta; Diptera; Drosophilidae
Gene: cry
Product: circadian regulator cryptochrome
Biological process (GO): entrainment of circadian clock by photoperiod; circadian regulation of gene expression
Cellular component (GO): cytoplasm; nucleus
Molecular function (GO): DNA binding; FAD binding
Source: RefSeq, a predicted model, not a curated record